Plasmodium coatneyi is the source of this 1254-nucleotide messenger RNA. RefSeq lists its product as uncharacterized. The record is from RefSeq and is a predicted model, not a curated record. NCBI's taxonomy places the organism in Eukaryota, Apicomplexa, Aconoidasida, Haemosporida, Plasmodiidae. Bases 1 to 1254 code for a protein of 417 amino acids. The transcript has a single exon.
AUGAGCUGCAUGAACAACUUCCAGAGGGUCCUGUACGCUUCGCGCUUCAUGCGGGUGUUCGGGAAAUUCAAGCGGGCACAGCUUAGAGAAAAGCCGCAUAGAAAAAUAGGCCCCUUCAGUAACCCUGUGAAAAGAUUAGUAAGGUUGAAGGAGAAGGAAAGGCUGUUUUGCGAAUUGGGGACGCCCCGAAUGAUUCCAAGAGCCAAAGGAGGCGGAAGGGAAAAAAUCCUAGAAGUAAUAAAAGCACCCAAGGUUAGUAAAGAAGUCCUAGAUAGACGACUAGAAUUCUUACUCUCCAAUGAAAGUGUAUACCAGCAAAUGUACAACAAAAUGUAUAAUGGGAUUACUCCUUACCAGUGUGAGUUGUUCAUGUGGGAAAGACAAAUGAGAGACCUGAGGAAGAUUUAUAGGGCACAGUAUUUGCACAAAUUAAGUGAAGUCACGAAGGAAGAAAGAGAGAAACAAAUAAAGUUGAUUUUACAAACGAGGGAAGAUAAAAGAAGACGUAGAGAAUUAAUAAGGGAAAGAGUACUGCAAGACAAGAAAAGAAAGGCCAUCUUGAAGGAUCGUUUAUCUUUGGAAAAAAAAGUCACACAAUCUAUCCUAUUUAAAAGGCAGUCAAAUAGAAAAAUGAAUAAUAUUUAUUGGCUAGCUAAACUGCAAAGGAAGAGUGAAUACGUGGAUGCCGAUGAUUUUAAGGAAAAAAUGGAGAGAAGUGGUGCAGGCGAUACAGGGGGGGGAAGUACUACACGGGGAGAAUACAACACUCGUGGCAAACACGCUGGAAGUACCAUUCGAAUGGGAACCGCAGAUGAAGACACCCUUUUCAAUCGUAACAUCUCUACAAGUGCUUUGUACAAAGAUUUAGGAUACGAAACAAGAGACGAAAAAAGUGAAAAUACAAAAAUUUUUAAAGUGGAUAAGGUAUACAGAAAAUUACUAGAAGAGUCAUUCGAGUUCUUAGACGAAGAUGAAGAAAAAUAUGUACCCGUGAAUCACGUAGAAAAUGAGGAAAAUGUAACCCAUAAAGAAAGAGCGCAUAUUUUAUACUCCUCCUUUACCGACGAGGAAAAGAUCAAACUGUUGGACGAUAAAAUUGCAAUACUUACGAAAAAAAUUGAAGAACAAUCGUACGCCAAAGGUCUGGACAACAACAACAUUAUGUUUUACAUUCAGCUGCGGGAUAAGUUGGAGGCGUCCAAACAGGCCUUCUUAGAAACGAACUACUUGAAAAAGGUGAUAAAAGAGGAAUAG